Molecule: messenger RNA, 3372 nt
Organism: Mesocricetus auratus (golden hamster)
Lineage: Eukaryota; Metazoa; Chordata; Mammalia; Rodentia; Cricetidae
Gene: Otud5
Product: OTU deubiquitinase 5
Exons: 9
Coding region: 739-2442 (567 amino acids)
Biological process (GO): protein deubiquitination
Molecular function (GO): cysteine-type deubiquitinase activity; K63-linked deubiquitinase activity
Source: RefSeq, a predicted model, not a curated record
GACGCUCUGGGAAUGUUGAUAUUUUCCAGUGAGUCUGAGUCCAGAUGGAAUCCUUGAGGAGACGAGUUGUGUUGUUCGCGAGGCAGACCGCUCUGUUUCUUCAAAGUACCGAUGUCUGUAGGCUAGAACCUUGGGGAAAGUAGGGAACUGGGCAGAACCGAAGUUUUUCUGCUGGGAACACGGCUGCAGACUUUGAAAUUUGAGACGGAGGACACGAGAGAGCGAGCGCUCCUCCGUGAUUGGUUCGUGGGUGUUGUCAAGGCUUUACGCAGCUUCUUCAAUUGGUUGGUAUUUGAAAUUGUGACCGCAGCGACGAUUUUGCCCACGUACUUCCGAACAAGAGGGCGGGCUGUGUCCUGUUGCGCGUGCGCACAGCCCAGGAGGCCCCACCCGGUAGUUCAAGAACCUGUGAAGGGGCGGGGCGAAGAGGUGCUUGUUUUGGUUGUGUUUCCUCUGAAGCCGAAUCCCGGAACAAGGUAGCAAUCAGCUUGACUGGACUUGGAGGGAGAAAAGGCGACGCCAAAUUCGUCUUUGUACCAUCCUAUUGGACUUCACAUCCGGGAUCUCCUCCGGGCGUGACCUGCGUCCUGCCUACUGUUCUCGAACCGGUGUCCUGAUCCCUUUAUCCAGGCCUUGCUUCUCCCAUCGUGCUUCGCGCACAACAGUAGCCCCCUCAUCCGGGUUCUCUCCCGGCGUUCUCCGCGUCUGCUUUGCUGUGGGGUACUUGGCUGUGCCGCCAUGACUAUUCUCCCCAAAAAGAAGCCGCCACCUCCCGACGCUGACCCGGCCAACGAACCGCCGCCGCCCGGGCCGCUGCCCCCAGCGCCUCGGCGCGGUGGGGGUGUGGGCGUGGGCGGCGGCGGCACGGGAGUGGGUGGAGGAGAGCGCGACCGUGACUCCGGCGUCGUGGGGUCCCGUCCCCGGGCUUCACCACCACCUCAGGGCCCGCUACCGGGGCCGCCGGGUGCUCUUCAUCGUUGGGCACUAGCCGUGCCGCCUGGCGCAGUGGCGGGUCCUCGGCCACAGCAGGCUUCUCCACCUCCUUGUGGGGGCCCCGGUGGCCCCGGCGGCGGUCCUGGUGACGCUCUUGGUGCGGCAACUGCGGGGGUGGGCGCGGCAGGGGUGGUGGUGGGCGUGGGUGGUGCCGUGGGCGUGGGCGGCUGCUGCUCGGGGCCAGGCCACAGCAAGCGGCGGCGUCAAGCUCCCGGCGUUGGCGCAGUUGGCGGGGGCAGUCCGGAGCGUGAAGAGGUCGGAGCAGGCUACAACAGUGAAGACGAAUAUGAAGCUGCUGCAGCACGAAUCGAGGCCAUGGAUCCUGCCACCGUAGAGCAGCAGGAACACUGGUUUGAAAAGGCCUUACGGGACAAGAAAGGCUUCAUCAUCAAGCAGAUGAAGGAGGAUGGUGCUUGUCUAUUCCGGGCUGUAGCUGACCAGGUGUAUGGAGACCAGGACAUGCAUGAGGUUGUGCGAAAGCAUUGCAUGGACUAUCUGAUGAAGAAUGCCGACUACUUCUCCAACUAUGUCACAGAAGACUUCACCACCUAUAUCAAUAGGAAAAGGAAAAACAACUGCCAUGGUAACCAUAUUGAGAUGCAGGCUAUGGCAGAGAUGUACAACCGUCCUGUGGAGGUGUAUCAAUACAGCACAGAACCUAUCAACACAUUCCAUGGGAUCCACCAAAAUGAAGAUGAACCCAUCCGUGUCAGUUACCACCGGAAUAUCCACUAUAAUUCAGUGGUGAAUCCUAACAAGGCCACUAUUGGUGUAGGGCUGGGCCUGCCAUCAUUUAAACCAGGGUUUGCAGAGCAGUCCCUGAUGAAGAAUGCUAUAAAGACGUCAGAGGAAUCAUGGAUUGAACAGCAAAUGUUGGAAGACAAGAAACGAGCUACAGACUGGGAGGCCACAAAUGAGGCCAUAGAGGAGCAGGUGGCUCGAGAAUCCUACCUACAGUGGCUGAGGGAUCAGGAGAAACAGGCCCGCCAGGUCCGGGGACCCAGCCAGCCCCGGAAAGCCAGUGCCACAUGUAGUUCAGCCACAGCAGCAGCCUCCAGUGGCCUGGAGGAAUGGACUAGUCGGUCUCCACGGCAACGAAGUUCAGCCUCGUCACCUGAGCACCCUGAACUGCAUGCUGAGCUAGGCAUUAAGCCCCCUUCCCCAGGCACUGUGUUAGCUCUUGCCAAACCUCCUUCACCCUGUGCACCAGGUACAAGCAGUCAGUUCUCGGCAGGGGCUGACCGGGCCACCUCUCCUCUUGUGUCCCUCUACCCUGCUCUGGAGUGCCGGGCCCUCAUCCAACAGAUGUCCCCCUCUGCCUUUGCAGGUCUGAAUGAUUGGGAUGAUGAUGAGAUCCUAGCAUCGGUGCUGGCAGUGUCCCAACAGGAAUACUUAGACAGUAUGAAGAAAAACAAAGUGCACAGAGACCCACCCCCAGACAAGAGUUGAUGGAGACCCAGGACUGGACACCAUCCUAGACCCCUACUCCUGCCCUUGAUGCCACCCAACCUUCUUUGGCUUUCUUCCCUCUUGGCUUCCUUCCUUCGUUUCCUCUUUUCCUUUUCCACUUCCCUCUGGCUGGCCCACCCAAGCGCUCCAUCCAUCUCAUCCCUGCCACCAUCAACAGGCUCUGCCAGCUGAUGUGCCAUUGCCCCCUGCACAGCACCGUCUCAGCAUUCCACAGGGGACUCUGGAAAGGGUGCCGAAGGUAGGCAAGAGGCACACAGAGACAGACCAUCUGGCAGCCAGGCAGCCCCAGAAGAGAGAUACUCAGGCAAAGGAAGUCUACUGUUCGCCCUUCCUUACAGAUCAAUUAAACUUGUUACCCUUCCCCUGCAAUGGUGACAGGAAAGGUGGAAGUGGGAAAUAUUCCCUCCUAGUACCCCAAGAAUCUGAGCCUUCCAUGUUAAAUUUUUCUUUCUGAAAACGUACUUUCAUCAUAUAAAAUCAACAAAUCAAAAACCAUGGCCAUGGCGACACUUGCUCGGUGAGGAUGGCAUCUCCGAUUUGGAGACAGACAAGUUGGCCAUGGGGCAUGGUGGCCAGACAAAGAGAUGGAUUUCUGCUGUUUUCUGACCUCUAGUUCCUUGGAAGGAAAGAAGAUAUGAGCCAGAGGGAGGUGGCAGGGGUUGCAGGUGGCAGACUGACUGUGGACAAUGAGACCCUGACCUUGCUGCAUUCCUUUUGCUUCCACCACCACUAGUCUGUUUGGAAUCUUGAGGUGGAGGUAUCUUUGGAGAUCAUGGCCGCUACCCAAGAUUUGAGUUUAGGGAGUGGGAGCAGCCUUGGCAAAUGGGGCACCCGUGCCCUGCAGGUGUUGACAAGAUUCACCAUCUGUAAUGUCCUUGGCACAAUAAAACCAAAUGUCAGUUUCCCUGA